Molecule: messenger RNA, 1191 nt
Organism: Volvox carteri f. nagariensis
Lineage: Eukaryota; Viridiplantae; Chlorophyta; Chlorophyceae; Chlamydomonadales; Volvocaceae
Exons: 8
Coding region: 1-1191 (396 amino acids)
Molecular function (GO): protein binding
Source: RefSeq, a predicted model, not a curated record
AUGAUUGGUAUUGUUGUUGUUGUUGUUGCAGGCAAGUACUCAGCCGCAAGGUCGCACAUCAUGAACGACAAGUACAUGGAGGAGUUUGAGAGGGCUUGGGAGGAGCUACACGCGCUGCAUAUGGGCGAGGGAGGCGGCGGCGGUGGUGGUGCUGGUGGUACGGCCGGGGCGGCGGCGGCAGCGCGGGCCGGGACAUCGCUGGCGGUGCGUCAGCGCAACAUGUAUGCAUCCCUGGAGGAUCCGUCAGGGCCUCCGCCGCCGUCGUACUACCAGCCGCAGUCGUCGGCGGCACGGUGGGUUACGUGUGUGUCGUACGCCUCCCAGGGCCGUAUCGUGUCGGGGGGAAUGGACAGCAAGUUGUGGGUGUGGCCGGCGGUGGGGAACAAAGGGAUGGUGGCGGAGGCGCAUUUUGGCCCCAUUUCCCAGGUUAAGUAUGACAAGUCAACGGAUCUCGUACUCAGCGCGUCGUACGAUAAGACAAUCAGGCUGUGGGAGCUUGGAGCUCGGCCCCACGAGGCGGGCUGCUUGCAAGGUCACGAGGCUCCCGUCCUGGAGAUGCAGGUCAGCGCGGAUGGCCGCAUUGUGUCGGGCGACCGCAGUGGUCAUGUCCUCUUGUGGGACAUGUCAUCUGGCGGUGUAUCCUGGCGCAUGAAGAACGUGCACCAGGGCCACGUGACGUCUUUGGCGUGGUUUGAGGAGGGCGGCGGAGGGGGAGGGGGAGGUGCCUCCGCUCCAGGGGAGGGCGGGGGUUGCUUUGUGACUGGAGGACAAGACGGCGUGGUGCGGGUUUGGGACCCGAGGGCUAAGGCUAACGUGGCCAAGGUGCAGUUACACGUCAACGAGCAGGGUCAUGGCGCAGUGGGCGAUAUUAUCGCGGGGGGCCCCGCGGUCUCCGGUCUGGUGGUGACUGCGGGGGCAGAUGGAACGUGCCGAGUGCUGGACCCGCGACUGGGCUUUGCGUUGUCUGCAACUGCACGGCUAACGAAUUUUCCGUACAGCAUGACGGCGGCGGGAGGUACGGCAGUAGUUGGCUGCGGCGACGGCUCCAUUCAUUUCAUUGACGUCCAGAGCGGCCGGACGUUGUACGCUCUGGGUGCCAAUCGUGCUGCCGUACGCUGCAUGGAGGCCUCGUACGACAAGCUAGUUUGCUCGGGUGACGACGGCAAGGCGAUCGUGUACAACUUUUCGUGA